Messenger RNA from Racocetra fulgida, 536 nucleotides. The record is from the annotation of a GenBank genome assembly. NCBI's taxonomy places the organism in Eukaryota, Fungi, Glomeromycota, Glomeromycetes, Diversisporales, Gigasporaceae.
CUCCGGUUCAAGACCCUAGCACUCCAGACGGUGAUAAUGCAGCUUUCCGUCUAAAAAGAGAAUCUUAUAAUAGCGUAACUGCGUCUCAAGUAACGAUGUCCAUUUUGUGUAAAUAUGAUCCCAAAGGUCGUCAUGUUAACGUGGCCGAUGCUAUGAAACAUCAAUCUAUAAUCUCGGUAGCUGGUGAAUUAGUUCUACUGAAAAGAUCUGUAUAUAGAAAAUUAAGAAACAAGGAGUUAGAAAAAUUGGUAGAAAAAUUUAGCCCACCCCCUAAUAAAAACCAAUCUCGCAAUAUAACAGAAAGGGUAAAUGAUGACCCACAAGAAGAAAGCUCUUCAAGAGCGAAAAGAUUGAAACUUGCAAUAGAUGAAAUUAACGAAGUUAAAGAUAAGAAAGCAGAAGAUCAACAAAAUGCUGUAGUUUUAACUCGAUCUGACGAACCUUCACAUGCCAAAGUUGAAACUGAUACUGACGGCCUAUAUUCAGAUGAAGAACAACCAAAUAAUCUUGAUAAUGAUGAUGAUAAUACACCCUAA